UGUCAAGGCUGUGCUUGCUGCAGACAGGGUAACUGAUAGCAAAUAUGGUAAACUGCAGACUACAGCGUGUUUGGGGGGCCUCAAAACUUUGAAAAGUGGAUGGACGUGCACUCAGCUCCGUCUUGUCCUUCAGAGGCGAGGGCACCUGUUGAGCAGCUAAUAGGGCAGUUUGCAUCUGGAAUGACUGGCUUGCUCGGGAAGUUGGUUGAGGGGUGGACGUCCCUCAGUGGCUCUGACGGCGACGCGGUUGCGAGGCAAUUCACUUCAUUCGUCCCAGAACGUACACACCGGCCAACCGGUUGCCGUGGCCGGUAUGACUACAACAGUUCCCAGGAGCCCGCUGACACACAAGAUGAACUAGGUGGAGACGCUGGUCUCAGCAAGGAUGACGAUGAUGUCAUGGAUAAUGUGCAAGAGGACACCGAUGAUGAUGAACACGCUGAAGUUCGCGCAGGUGGUAACAAGGGCAAGGAUGCAACAGAUGUCCCCCAACCGGAUAAAGUCAAACAACACACGGCUGUGAGAGGCGAAGGGGUUUUGCCAUCAAAGAGGGGGAUGGCUCCAGAGGGUGCUGGGCAAGUUUCUGCUGGCAAGAGGUCUAGGACCGACCCUGUAGCUGCCAGGAAGAGCGAGCCGACAGCUGGUGGACGAGCAAUUACGAAGAAACAGGCGCCAACGCCAACCCGUGUUUCUGCUCGGUUGAACAAAGGUGCCCCCAUUGCCGGUGAUACCACUUCCACCAGGACAUCUCCUCGCACGACGACAACCAACACCGGGGAUCCUGUCGUGUUGCCAGACCUGAGGAAGGCAGUCAGGAAGUAGGUUUCUUCAUCCUCUUUCAUUGACAUAGCGCUAUAUUUUUUGAUUUUCCAAUGCAUUCGUUUAGCUUGUC
Molecule: messenger RNA, 892 nt
Organism: Triticum urartu
Lineage: Eukaryota; Viridiplantae; Streptophyta; Magnoliopsida; Poales; Poaceae
Source: RefSeq, a predicted model, not a curated record